AUGAAGUUGGUGCGUUUCCUCAUGAACUUGCCCUCCGCCACCAACCAGCCCGUCACCGUGGAGCUCAAAAACGGCAGCUCGGUCAACGGCCAGGUGCUCUCGUGCUCGCCUCUGAUGAACAUUUCGCUCAAAAACAUCAAGCUCAUCCAGCCGCAUCGCGACCCCCAGCUCAUGCAAUUCAUGAGCAUCCGCGGCAACCAGAUCCGCCAGGUCUUGCUCCCGGACGACCUCAAUAUAGAAGGCUUGCUUGCCAAGAGCCUGGUGCGCAUGAAGGGGCCUGGCGCCGGGCCGGGCAAGGUGGUGGCAGACCGCAAGAAGCCGUUCCGAAAGGGCAAGCGGGCAUUCUGA
Messenger RNA from Metschnikowia bicuspidata var. bicuspidata NRRL YB-4993, 348 nucleotides. Its product is annotated as mRNA splicing protein. Gene Ontology annotation, biological process: spliceosomal snRNP assembly; RNA processing. The transcript has a single exon. Gene Ontology annotation, cellular component: U2 snRNP; U1 snRNP; U4 snRNP. Lineage: Eukaryota; Fungi; Ascomycota; Pichiomycetes; Serinales; Metschnikowiaceae. The record is from RefSeq and is a predicted model, not a curated record. Bases 1 to 348 code for a protein of 115 amino acids. Gene Ontology annotation, molecular function: RNA binding.